AGUUGCUACUAAACAAAUUUGCCAAUUGAAAACAAAAAUCCUUGGGACACCUGGGUGGCUCAGCAGUUGAGUGCCUGCCUUUGGCCCAGAGCGUGGUCCUGGAGUCCUGGGAUUAAGUCCCGCAUCAGGCUCCCUGCAUGGAGCCUGCUUCUCCCUCUGCCUCUCUCUGCUGUGCGUCUCUCAUGAAUAAAUAAAUAUAUAAAUUGUUUUUAAUUAAGUAAUUAAAAUUUUAAAAAUCCUUCUGCAAUAGGAUUUAUCAUUCUCUAAUUCAAGCAGUCCAAAAACAACAACAAAAAAUCUGCUUUUUCCAGUGAAUUUAAGAUAUAAACUGAAGUCAUCAUAAUAAUCUCAACCCAUAAUUGGAGGGACAGUUAAUUGUCCUUGUGACCUUUAAACUUAUGUAAAAUUCUCUCCUUCCGCGUGGUUGUUGAGAACUCUGAAGCAAACAAGUGGUGAAUACAAUUUGGAGAGGACUUGGGGGAGAAUAUGUAACGAAUUUUCUCAACCUAUAAUGGCAUCUAAUUCAGCUGUAGAAAUUGACAAUGAAAGUGAUAAUUCUUCUGGUAGCAGCUUAUUUAAGACUCAGUGUGUCCCUUACUCACCAAAACAGGGUCAAAGAAACCCUAUUAGAAAGUUUGUUCGCUCAUCUGGAGGUGUUGAAGCAAGGGAUUCAUCUAGUGACUCCUCUUUUGAACCAAGACCACUGACUUUAAAAGCUAUUUUUGAAAGAUUCAAAAAAAAGAAAUGUAAAAAGAGGAAAUAUAAGCCAAAAGAAAGACCAAGGGGAAGACCAGAAGGAAGAAAAACCACUAGACCCUCCCAAAUAAAUAAGAAACAAGUUAAAGACAAAGGAUCUGGGUUCCCAUUUUUAGAAUCUGAGAAUGUACAAAAGCCAUUACCAUGGAGAAAGAUUUUAACCUUUGACCAAGCGGUGGCAAGAGGAUUUUUCAACUACCUUGAAAAAUUGAAGUAUGAAUACUAUCUCAAGGAAUCCUUGAAACAAAUGAAUGUUGGUGAAUAUUUAGAAAGGGAAGAUUUUGACAGUCGUAGAUACAAAUACUUGGAUGAUGAUGUAUCUCUCUCUCCUAUCAAAGAGUCAGAAACAGUGGAAGAGGCUGCAACAACUCUUGAACAUGAUGACGGAUGUGAUAUCAAAUUGGUGGACAAUAAUGAUUCCAUAGUAAGUUCUGAAAUGCCAAAGAAAAUGAAUCUGUAUUUAGGACAAGAGGAAUAUGCUGAAGAAGCUUCUUCGUCUAAAAAGAGAGCAUCAAAAUCCAAAAACAUGGGACAGAGGAUAGAAUGGUCUGAAAAGGAAGAGAUAGGAAUAUGAAUAUUAAGGCUUUUCACUUGAAAACAGUGCCUGGACUUAAAGGACAGUGACAGCUGUGGAUUGAACAAAAGUUUGUUUUAAAAGUGCUAUUUUGGGGCAGCCCGGGUGGCGCAGCGGUUUAGCACCGCCUGCAGCCCAGGGUGUGAUCCUGGAGACCCUGGAUCGAGUCCCACGUCGGGCUCUCUGCGUGGAGCCUG
Messenger RNA from Nyctereutes procyonoides (raccoon dog), 1527 nucleotides. Its product is annotated as TATA box-binding protein-associated factor RNA polymerase I subunit D-like. NCBI's taxonomy places the organism in Eukaryota, Metazoa, Chordata, Mammalia, Carnivora, Canidae. The record is from RefSeq and is a predicted model, not a curated record. Bases 512 to 1330 code for a protein of 272 amino acids. Gene Ontology annotation, biological process: regulation of DNA-templated transcription. Gene Ontology annotation, cellular component: nucleus; nucleoplasm; RNA polymerase transcription factor SL1 complex. The transcript has a single exon.